AUGAAAUCGAAAUCAAUUGAACAUAUUGGUGAUAUCGAAGGAAUCAAAGGAGAUACUAAUAUAUCAGUUUGUUAUGAUGGUCAAGAUCAUAUCUAUUUAGUGAAUGGUAUCAUCUCAAAUAAUAGAAUUGAUCGAUUCAACAUCAAGACAAUGAAAUUUGAAUCAUAUCAUCAAUUACUUGGGUAUAGUUUGCAAGUAUCAUCGAUGAUCUUCAAAGGUUCAUUAUAUUCAGUAUCAUUCGGUGAAAAUAAGAUAUUUCAAUUCGACUUGACCAAUAAAACGAUAACAGAUCAUCAAAUUGAUACUAAACCAUUAUCAGCAUGUCAUGAUAACAAUGGAAAUUUCUUUAUUUUAGAAAUAUCAAGCAAAAGAUUCAUCAAAUACAAUGUUGAAACCAAACAAUCAAUCAAUCUCAAUGAUAUUCCCAUCACUAAUGGACAGUAUUUAUUUGUUAUGUAUCAUCGAGAAUCACCAACAUCAAGUUAUAUCUAUACAUUUGGUGCCUCACCGGACUGUAAUUUCAAAUAUUCAAUCGAAUCCAAUCAAUGCGAACCAUUCUUUAGAAAUAUUAAUCAAAAUAGAGGAUGGACUGCAUCUACCUCAAUUACUUUAUAA
This is a messenger RNA of Heterostelium album PN500, 615 nucleotides long. RefSeq lists its product as uncharacterized. Lineage: Eukaryota; Evosea; Eumycetozoa; Acytosteliales; Acytosteliaceae. The record is from RefSeq and is a predicted model, not a curated record. The transcript has a single exon. The coding region runs from base 1 to 615 and encodes 204 amino acids.